GCGUGACUCCUAGAAAUCGUUCUUUUACGCUAGAAGAAGCCAUGCGUGCCAGAGGGAUCUCAGUUCCUCAAGUCCUGCCUUUUUUAAGGCUUCCCCUGAUCCAUCUCCGGAAGCAUCUCGAAGCUGUCCCGUAAUGGAAAAACAGAUCCGAGAUGAGUUGCAAGAUGGAUUGGCGUGAGCUCCAACUCUUCCGAUCAUCUGCGACGAGAGUCGUAGAGUUUCGAUACAACUCGGAAUCUUGGACCCAGACUCGGUUUAUGCGUUGCACGUAGUCGACCUAUCUUUUGAGAUGCCAUCUUUUCGCUUGUUCCAAGUCCUGGAACAAGCUAAACGAUGCCCUUCUGAAAGAUGGGCUGCCGGUUGUGCCUCUAAUCAGUAUGCGUAACUGGCUCGCCUCUGUUAAGGCCUCGACUACCUGAAGAUCAUUUCGUACUUACAGGGUAGCACGCACUACUUGUAAAGGCGUCGACUACCUGAAGAUCAUCUCGUACUCACAGGGUAGAGCGCACUACCAAUCCCACUGUAAACUACUAAUCCCACUAUUGGUACUUAAAAGUGAAAUGCUUCAACCUUUAACUGGAGCAAGACUUUCGCAUGAGAAAGGAGGAAAAGGGGCACCAUCAACAAGAUUCUCCGCAAGAAGCAUUCUAUUUGAAGACAAGAAGCUAUAAGAUCUUCUAAAAGCAUGACUCUAUUUGGAGAAUAUUUGCUAUUUGAUAUCUUCUAUUUUCUAGCUAGAUUAGCGGGUGGAAAUCGUCAGGGAAAUCCUAGGCAGAUUGCCGAAUAGAUUCACGCCGACCCCUUCUAUCUUCUAUGUAUUUGAUAUAAUUCCCCGAGCCAACUCCGCUAACUAUGGCAGCCCGCUCUGUUUUCCUGAUUGAUCCUGAGUUUAGGCUCGCGACGAUGUUCAUGUAUCCCUGGCGCGUGGGAAGAAGUUUCAAAGAGAUCAUCCGGGUACUCGAUGCAUUGCAGGUACUUAUUUCUAUUCAAAUUUCUUAGUCAUGAAGCUGCUGCAGUAGAUUGGAGCUCUGGCUCUAGUUGGCAUACUCUUUUGUUUGAGAAAGUGUGAAGAUUUUGGUCUUCGUCGGUUGCAGACGUUAUUUCUUAAUGAAGAGGCUAGACUACAGGUAAAAGAUGCCUUACAGCUACUAAAAGAUGCAUCAAACAAAUUCAAAUCUUACGAAUAACCCCUACUGCUUCACCUUUUGUUCUAGACCACCUCAACAGUGAGUACACACCGGAACAACCAGGUUGUUCGUAAAAGUCGUAAUAUUAUUGGCACCCCAGCUGGCUGGGAGACGACAAGUCAAUUUUGUGUCGACGAUAGUGCGGUUGACAUCGUGGGUAAGGAACAGAUCAAUUUGAUCGAUGUGCCCAGUGGCCGCUCGUACAUGAAAUACUUAUGAGAAGGACUAGUUGUGGUGGAGUACAGGGUAGGAUGAAGCAGUAACCUAAGCGCUAGUAACACUGAAUAAAAGCACUAGGUACAUCAAUCAAUUAGUACUGGCCAACUGCUUAAUGAUUACUAUAAUCACCGUAUACUGUCGAGUCGUGGACCUCCCGUCUCCUUUCCGUUAGUCUCCAUCCAUCCGGUUAGUUUUUUCCUCGUAGUAAACCUUCGUUUUUUUUUCCCCACUGACUCUAAUCACGACCUAAUUGCACCGAUCCCCUUUCAUUGUAGUUCAUCUCCCCAUUGUUCUAAUCUCUAUCUACUCUCCCAGUGACUCGUUAGUCUGCUUCUCACCCCGCUCUCCCCAAUCUAAUCUCUAUCCACCCCUCUUCCGCGCAACCGAUUUAUGAGUCUGCCAAACAGUUGAAGGCUGACGUGGGCAACCCUUUUGCAUAUGGCGGUCCAUGCGGCGGCGAAAUUCAAACCGAGUAUGCCCGAAAGCACGACAUGGAUCAGACUUUGUAACGGAAACGGUCGUAAGGAUGAUCACAUAAUGUAAAAUAAGAUCAUGAUAUGGAGAUAUGGAUAGAAGGUAUGGAGAUAUGGAUACCAGGUAUUUAUGUGCGACAGCACUGUGGAGGAUUAUACUUACGACUGCACUGUAACGAAAACUGUAAGGAGGACGAACAAGAUAACGUGAGGAAAGAAGACACAAGACAACUACCUGCUAAUUAAACUCUUCUAUACCUCUUGAAUGGGUUCUGCACUACUAUACAACAUUUUAUACUUCGUAAGCAUUGGCGGGGUCUUGUCGACGAAUGAAGGUCGACGAAUUUAAGAGAGCUUUCAGAAGUGGCCAUCAUAGGAAACGAGAACGAGAAGUGUCACCAUAUUAUCUGUUCAUUAUUAUCAGAAUGUAUAGGAAGUUGGUACGGAAGUUGAUGCUGGCCGCAUGACUCUUAGUUAGGUAGUUUUAUUACCCGCAUUUUGUUCUGCUAGUGGUAAGUGGAAUAGACGUGUGAAAAUGUUGGGCUGUAUCUUAUUAGAACAGAGUCGUGUAGGAAAUGUGUUAGUCAGUAAAAAUGCACUAGCGUACUCCGUUGUAAUUUGGAAUAAGUUUUCCAUUCCUAUAGGUUUAGGUGCUUUCCAUGUCGUAAUGUAUAAGUCGUGGUAAUGUAAAUAGCAGUACUUCUGUGCGAUCAAGCACAAGUGAAAAAUAACUAAAUUCAUGUAUAUGUUGUGUACAGCAGUAGUGCAAAGUGUAGUUGACGUUUCUAACUAGAUUGAUAUGGUCGGGCUUAUGAUUGGUCUCCCUACUAGCGUAAACAGAGUACACAGAUAAUAUUCAUAUUCUUAUUUUGUAUGUUGAUUGAUAUAGAAGAAUUUGGCGUGUUUAUGUCACGAGUUUUGAACCAACAAUAAACUUAUUUGUAGUAAUAUACUUACAAUUACAUAGACUUCAGGGGACUACAACUACGAUCAGGCAUAUGAUAGAUUAGCAAAGAUUAUCGAUGUCACCCACAAAAAACCUACUACCAGCGAGAACUACAUUAUCAACCAUGUCGUAUACCA
This is a messenger RNA of Amoebophrya sp. A25, 2962 nucleotides long. Lineage: Eukaryota; Dinophyceae; Syndiniales; Amoebophryaceae. The record is from the annotation of a GenBank genome assembly.